Messenger RNA from Lates calcarifer (barramundi perch), 1224 nucleotides. Its product is annotated as nucleoside diphosphate-linked moiety X motif 17. Gene Ontology annotation, biological process: NADP+ catabolic process; NAD+ catabolic process. The transcript has 9 exons. The record is from RefSeq and is a predicted model, not a curated record. Gene Ontology annotation, molecular function: NADH pyrophosphatase activity. Bases 203 to 1096 code for a protein of 297 amino acids. NCBI's taxonomy places the organism in Eukaryota, Metazoa, Chordata, Actinopteri, Centropomidae. Gene Ontology annotation, cellular component: cytosol.
GUCGGGCUUUUAUUUUGAAGUGUGGUACCGGAUGUUGACUCCGGCUGAAAUAACCUGACGGACGUUAGCUGCUGUUUCUUCUCUGUCACGCCACCUUCUGGACAAACCUUACACCUUCAGCCCCACCUCAGGUUUGUUCUGCACAGACCUCCUGCUGUGCUCUCAUCCUGCAGGCGAGGAGGUUAGGAGGCGAGGAGGCAGCAUGGACAAAGUGAGGAGGAUCCUGGUGUGUGUCUGUAAAGAGCGAGCGUCUCCUCAGAGAGCUCUGUUCGUUCAGAGUAUAACGGGUCACUUCAUCGACGGCGGAGACGACGAGGUGGAGGUGAACUGCUCUCUGGAGAAAAACCAGUUUGUUGUCUUCAGAGGAGAAAAAGGAGGCGGAGUUCCUCUGAAGAGACCCGCCUUCUGUCCCAUCAAACACCUGUCAGUCACAGAGGCCGCCGCCAUCUCAUUGGACGUCCAGCAGCGUGGAGUGGAUGUGGGCGUGGCCGUACUCCUGCAGACGGCCAAUCAGAGAGUGCUGCUGACGCGACGGGCAAAGGAGCUUCGAAUAUUCCCCAACGUCUGGGUCCCUCCAGGCGGCCACGUGGAGCUGGACGAGACGCUGCUGGAUGCCGGCCUCAGAGAGUUGAAGGAGGAAACUGGACUGAAACUGGAACCAGAGGAAGUUUGUCCAAAGAUACUGGGACUGUGGGAGUCAGUGUAUCCUCCCAUGUUGUCCAGAGGACUUCCUCAGAGACAUCACAUCGUCGUCUACAUGCUGCUGCACUCCUCCCUCUCUCACCUGCAGCUACAGUCCUCUCUGAGCCCGUCUCCGGCCGAGGUCAGCGCCUGUGUGUGGGCCGACGGUGGGCUGGUCAGAGCCGUGGUGUUGGCCGUGGACGGAGAGGACGGAGAGGUUGGAGUGGACGACCUGCCCGACACCGUAAGUGUGUCUCAGGUGUCUGCAGACGGAGGCCUCACUGACUCCUCUCUGCCGUUGGCGGUGUUUGUCAGCCGGGCGCCGGCCAGCGGCCCGGACGUGGAGCGGGUCAGCACCGGGACGAAGUUUGCCCUGGAGCUGUGGCUGAAGAGCUUAGAGACACCUGACCCCUGACCUCUGACCCCAGCGACCUAAACCCGCAGGCGACAGGAAGGACUGUUCAGGAUCUCUGUCACUGUCACUGUAAUUCUUCUGUACUUUGAAUCACAGUUUUCUAAUAAAACACAGCUGAAGAAACGACA